AUGAUAAUUUCAGCUUUGGAGGAUUUUGGGGUUUCAAUAGAAGAUAUGUGGGUGCUUAUCAUGUUUGGUCGUAGAUGUUGCUGUGGGAAUGAGAUAAAGUGUUAUGAAGUAGAACAGAAAUGUGAAGAAAGAGAGCGACAUCCCAUCAAACAAAGGGAAAAACAUGCAUUCUAUCCUGUUGAAAUUGCUGAUGUACCUGCCGACACAAAAGAUAAAGAUGAAAUUCUUGAGAGUGAAUUUUUUGACACGAGACAGGCAUUUUUGAGUCUUUGUCAAGAAAACCAUUAUCAAUUUGACACUUUACGCCGGGCUAAACAUUCCUCAAUGAUGGUCCUUUACCAUCUCCAUAAUCCAACUGCUCUUGCAUUUGUGACAACAUGCAAUAUAUGUCAUCUUGACAUCGAAACUGGUCAAGGCUGGCGUUGUGAGGUUUGCCCAUGUUAUGAUGUAUGCAAUUCUUGUUAUCAGAAGGAUGGGAGUAUGGAUCAUCCUCAUAAGUUGACAAAUCAUCUGUUCCUGGCUGAGCGCAAUGCGCAGAACAAGGAAGCUAGGCAAUCGAGGGUUGUGCAGGAUGGGGGUAUGGAUCAUCCUCAUAAGUUGACAAAUCAUUCGCCCCUGGCUGAGCGCAAUGUGCAUAACAAGGAAGCUAGGCAAUCGAAGGUUGUGCUGGAUGGGGGUAUGGAUCAUCCCUGUAAGUUGACAAAUCAUCCGUCCCUGGCUGAGUGCGAUGCGCAGAACAAGGAAUCUAGGCAAUCGAAGGUUGUGCAGGAAGGGGGUACGGAUCAUCCUCAUAAGUUGACAAAUCAUCUGUCUCUGGCUGAGCGCAAUGCACAGAACAAGGAAGCCAGGCAAUUGAGGGUUGUGCAGCGAAGGAAAAUGCUUGAUCUUGUGGUGCAUGCAUCACAAUGCCGUUCUCCACUUUGCCAAUAUCCUAAUUGUUGCAAGAUGAAAGGUCUUUUCCGGCAUGGGAUACAUUGCAAAACUCGUGCAUCUGGAGGCUGUGUUCUGUGUAAAAAGAUGUGGUAUCUCCUUCAACUUCAUGCUCGUGCAUGCGAAGAAUCAGAAUGCCAUGUUCCACGCUGCAGGGAUUUGAAAGAAUUUUUGUGGAGACUUCAGCAGCAGUCGGAUUCACGACGAAGGGCUGCUGUGAUCAAGAUGAUGAGGCAGAGAGCUGCUGAAAUUGCUGGCAAUUCUGGUUAA
Dovyalis caffra is the source of this 1200-nucleotide messenger RNA. Lineage: Eukaryota; Viridiplantae; Streptophyta; Magnoliopsida; Malpighiales; Salicaceae. The record is from the annotation of a GenBank genome assembly.